Molecule: messenger RNA, 1768 nt
Organism: Cottoperca gobio
Lineage: Eukaryota; Metazoa; Chordata; Actinopteri; Perciformes; Bovichtidae
Gene: scamp5b
Product: secretory carrier membrane protein 5b
Exons: 7
Coding region: 155-838 (227 amino acids)
Biological process (GO): protein transport
Cellular component (GO): trans-Golgi network membrane; recycling endosome membrane
Source: RefSeq, a predicted model, not a curated record
GUUUGCAGAUACCGUCCGAUUGGCAGUCCUACUCUCUUCAACACGCAGCUGAAGCGUCCCCUGGAGACUGUGCACUUUACACAGAGAAGCUCUGCUCUGUGGAGGAGGCUGAAGAAGGAAUCAAUCUAAACGUCAAACUCCACACUUUAUCCACAUGGCAGAGCCCAACUUCCCCCCACUGCCGGGAUUCAUUCCACUCAAGCCGUGCUUCUACCAGGACUUCGAUGAGAUCCCUGAGCAGCACCGCAGCAUGUGCAAGAAAAUGUACCACCUGUGGAUGUUGAACAGUGCUACUCUUGUGGUGAAUCUCUUCGGCUGCUUUGCUUGGAUGUUUGGUGGAGGUGGCGUGACUAACUUUGGACUGGCUAUCAUCUGGCUCAUCAUGUUCACUCCCUGCUCUUAUGUCUGCUGGUUCAGGCCCAUCUACAAGGCCUUCAAGAGUGACAGCUCCUUCAACUUCAUGCAGUUCUUUUUUGUCUUCAUGGCCCAAGUUGGCAUCAGCAUCAUCCAAAGCAUCGGCAUCCCUGGAUGGGGAGUAUGCGGUUGGUUGGCGACCAUCUCCUACUUCAGCUAUAAUAUUUUGAUUGCGCUGAUCAUGUUGGUCCCGACUAUCAUGUUCACUGCAGUGGCCACGCUGUCCUUCAUCGCCCUCACCAGGAUCCAUAACUCCUACCGUGGCAGUGGGGGCAGCAUGUCCAAAGCUCAGGAGGAAUGGACCACGGGGGCCUGGAAGAACCCUCAGGUCCAGGCAGCGGCCCAGCAGGCAGCCGUGGGGGCCGCUGCUGGAGCCAUGCAGGAUCAGUACGCCAGCCCACCAUAUAACGACAACCAGAUGUAAGCCUCAUCCAGACGGAGGCGUCGGAGAAAUGAUGGGACAGUUAAGCCAAAGUUUGAACACCAGGAUUAGGAAGAUUUCACCAUUUCCCACAAUACUGUUGGUUAUUAAGUUUAACAAUAAGCAAUUUCAUCAUUUUUCAAAGAGCUCUGAACAUAUGUGGGAAAGCUGGGUUUCACCUUCCUGUAUAAAAGGGCAUGCUGACUAUUUGUAGUGUUUUAUAUCAUUUCAUGUUUUGUUUUUUUCUGUUUGGGAGGUUGAAAUGAAAGUAGCUUUGAAUGUGUAUUAAGUUAGAGUCUCUGUGAGAGCUGUGUGCUGAUGUCCUCGUUGUGCCGUUUUACAAAAGCAAAACGAUCAUUUUUGAUGUACGAUAACUUCUGUUGUGAUGAAUGUUCAUUAUUUAGCAUUAUGUUAUUUAUUUACCGAUGCACUAUUAGAAUGAUAAAGUGUUUAGGAUGUAAAGUUUAUAUAGUUUUUCUUGUAUUUUAAAUUCAAGGGUAAACCAAAGAUCCAAUAUUGUAACUUUAUACUAAAUCAUGCUACUGUAUGUAUGUGACCUCAGCAUUAUUUCAUCAUGUAUCUAUACAGUUAAUGAAUAGUUGCACUGUAAUUGAAAGGAAGUGUAUCUGCUUCACAAUAAGAAACAGUAUUGUUGCAAGACUUCAGCUGGAUUUAAAUAGAAAUAUAAAACUUGCUCUUUGACGUACUUCCUGUUGUCUACCUUACACUGAAAACAUCAGAUUUACACCACAGAAUAAUGACGCAAGUGUGAAUGUUUCUAUGUAAAUUCAGCAUAAAACAAGUGAACUAUCUGACCCGUGUGCUGUAUCAGCUCUAGUUUGAACUGAAUGUUAAUUUAAAAGAGAAAGUUGUGUCUUGCAGUGCGGCUGUUUGGCCACAGGGGGGCGCUGGUGGUUUUAGUAUGAAAUAAAA